This is a messenger RNA of Closterium sp. NIES-65, 216 nucleotides long. Lineage: Eukaryota; Viridiplantae; Streptophyta; Zygnematophyceae; Desmidiales; Closteriaceae. The record is from the annotation of a GenBank genome assembly.
GUACCUCUCAAGCACCAAGCUCACCGGCUCCCUGCCAGCCACCAUGUCUCGCCUCACCUGCUUACAAGAAAUAACUCUCAGUUUCAACACUUUGUCAGGCUCCAUCCCAGAAGGCAUUGCUGACCUGGCUGCCCUCUCACUCCUAUCUCUUCACAAGAACAAAAUUACCGGCGCAAUGCCGACAUCCAUCGUCCGCCUCACCAAUCUCACCUUGUU